AAUGAACGCUCUAGAGAAACGUAUUUUGAACAGGAAAAGGGACCGCUUUCAAAGCGUCUUUUUUAAUGUCAAUAAUCAACGCCUAUUAAAAGAUCUCGUUGGACAAGGAAUAGUUUUAAAGGGUACUUUAGAGAAAGUUCAGAAAAAUAAAGACGUCAAUGAAAAAUUCUCCCUACUAUUGAAAGAUUUCGAAAAGGAACCGCUCUCUUUUCAGAAGAUUUGUUACAGUUUGGAAAAUAGAGGGUAUGUCAAUUUGCUUGACGAACUCAAAGCUGAACUAAUUGUAGAAGAAGGGAAAUAUAGACCGAAUAAUUGGAUGAUUUCCGAAGCUGAGCAAUUCAGCUCUGUUAAUGUUACGUACGAAAUUGCUAAAAGAUUUGCGGUUGCUGAACUUCUAUGUAAAUUUUCCGUAAAAAGACGCACUAAAGAUUUAAUAACCGAAAGACAUCUAAUACAAUCAAAAGUAAAGGAAUUACUUGGAAAUAUCAAUAAGUUAAUCAAGCAUACAAAUCAAGAAGGAAGUAGGGAUGAUGGAAAAAAUUUCGAUAGACAAAAAUUAAUCGAUUUAGAUUUGGAGACUAAUAAGAAGAAAGCUUUUCAAUUAGCAUCAGAGAAAAUCGAACAACUGUUCAAAGUUUAUCAAAGUCUUGAAAGGGAAAAUUCUAUAUUUAGAAUUGAAAGGGAAAGCUGCUUGAAACUGCUAAAUUGUAAUAAUAAGUAUUCGAGAAUAGAUGAAAUAUUAAAAGAAACUUUAAAGGACGCUUCUACAGAGGUCGACAAGGUCAAAACCUCGGCUUUGAAAGAAAGGAGCAAUUGUUCUACCCUAGAUUCAAGAGUAAGACAAAUAAAACUCGAUACGCAAAGGAGUUUAUUAGUGAAGCAAGACGAAAUUGAAAAUUUGAAAUAUUGUCUGGUGGAGAAAGAUAAGAGGAUACGACAUCUAGCGGAAGAGAACGCAAAGAAUAGACAAAGAUUUGAAUUUUACGAAAGAGAAUUACAAAUAGCCAAGACAAGAAAUUUAGUUCUUGAAAGGUCAAGAGGAUUAUGCUACUCUUGGAAAGACGUUGUUGGAAAUUUUAAAAGAGCAGAUCUCAAAUAGUUGGUUUAUAAAACCGUUUCUUUUCUCCCCCUUCCUUCUCUAGCCCUCACCCUUCUCUCUCGCUCUCUCUCUCUCUCUCUC
Molecule: messenger RNA, 1180 nt
Organism: Dimorphilus gyrociliatus
Lineage: Eukaryota; Metazoa; Annelida; Polychaeta; Dinophilidae
Source: the annotation of a GenBank genome assembly